Molecule: messenger RNA, 666 nt
Organism: Papaver somniferum (opium poppy)
Lineage: Eukaryota; Viridiplantae; Streptophyta; Magnoliopsida; Ranunculales; Papaveraceae
Product: nonsense-mediated mRNA decay protein 2-like
Exons: 3
Coding region: 1-666 (221 amino acids)
Source: RefSeq, a predicted model, not a curated record
AUGAGAUGUGGUUCACUGAUAACCCGAGUGAAACUGAAGGAUCCAACUAAGUUGGGGAAACUAGAUGUGGAGAAUGAAAUCUUGCGUAUAAUGAAGUUAAAACCAAAGUUGGAUAGAGAGAUUGAAAGAAAUGUUGAGGACUUGUACGGAAAGAAUAGGCAAGAAAAUAGCACAGAUGCACUGAAGGAGAAUCGCAUAGCACAAACAAGAAGAGAUGAAGUAUUGGAAGAGCUUUCUGACUUGCAGGUUAAACAUGAAAAGCUUGUUAGCUUCAUUGAAGAAAAAAGCAAAAAACUUCAUGCAGCUGAUCUGAAAAUCAUUUCAUUUAACAAAGCAUUAAAAAGUGAGGACGAACGUGGUGAUGAUAAGCAGGAGAAAGAGGAAUGUGAGAAAGGUGAGAAAAGUGGAAAAGGUGGUGAUGUGGAUGAUAGUGAUGAUGAUGAUAACGAUGAGAAAGAUAAGAAAGGUGGGAAAGGUGGUGAUCUGGAUGAUGAUGAUAGUAAUGAUGAUGAUGAGGAAGGUCAGAAAGGUGUUGAUCUACAUGAUGAUAGUGAUGAUGAUGAGGAGGAGGAGGAGAAGGGUGGCAAAGGUGGUGAUCUACAUGAUGAUGACAAUGACAAAGAGGGUAGGAAAGGUGGUGAUGAGGAGGAUAGAACUGAAUCCUAA